Diatraea saccharalis (sugarcane borer) is the source of this 2134-nucleotide messenger RNA. NCBI's taxonomy places the organism in Eukaryota, Metazoa, Arthropoda, Insecta, Lepidoptera, Crambidae. The record is from the annotation of a GenBank genome assembly.
CAGAAUAACACAUAGGGUACUUUUUACUGGGAAAACUUCUCACUCCCACGGGAUACCGACUUCCACGCGGACGAAGUCGCGGGCGUCCACUAGUCGAUUAUAAUUCUACAUCGAUUAAUUAUGAAAUCACCGUCACAUACAUUAUAUUUUACACAUAUACAUAAAUAUUUAUAUGUGUUAUUUACACAAUUACUUUUUCUUAUUUAGGAACAUGACGCUAACCAGUUACGCCAACUACAAGUUUUAUACUAUUAUAUUAGUGUCUUGGAUUUUCAAUUAAGAGUAUAUUUAAAAAAAAUUGGAUAAACAGUUUUUUGUAAAUAAAUUUAACAUAAUUAACAUAAAUGCUAUUGUUAAUAAACUAGACAGUUUUGAAUUAGCGGAAGAAGUGAAAUGUGACACUCAGGAAUGUAUUGAUUAUCUGGUAAAGCCAAAGCCAUAUUUAAAAAUGCUCCAGCAAAAAAUUAGGAGUAAUAACCAAAAUUUCUUCAAGCUACAGAUAUUAUAUUAUAUGGAUAUGGAUUGUGAUAUAAAAGUAUUAUCCGAAUGUUGGUUGACUAAAAAUUGCAAUACACCAUGUUUGAAUGACUAUAACCAUUAUAGCACUACUGUGAACCUUAAUCAAAAUAAUAGGGUGAUUGUGUAUGUAAAUAAUCAAUUGGAUGUUACAGUGGAUAAACUAAUACUUUCAGAGGCUAAUUGUUUUGUAUUAAAAUUCGACAGUGAUACAGUAUUAAUUGCUAUUUACAGACCACCCUGUUUCAGAAAUUAAGAAACAUUCUUGAAUUCCCUACAGUGUUUACAGGAAAAUAUAGUUAGCUUUAAAAAUAGGUAUAACUAUAAUCCUUCUUGGUGACAUCGAUAUAAAUAUUUUAAAGUCGACAACUGACAGUUCAUCUUAUCUUGGUAUUGUUUCUUUUUGCGGCUUACACCUUCAAUACAACGUCCCGUGGAAUAAAUUGCUUGGAUCAUGUCAUUAUGAAAAAAAAAAUUCACUAAUUGGUGGUGCCUUGGCUUAUCAUGACGCAAUUUUAUUUUGUUUGGAAAAGAAAGCUUCGAAAAUAAGUCACAUAUGUAGUAUAAAAUGUAAAUAUAACUUGAAAACUAUCAAAAAUAAUUGUUCUCAGAUUUACUUUAAUGCUAUAUAUUCCGACAAUGAUCUAAAUAAAGCCACAAAUUUAUUCAUUAGUUCUAUUUACAUUGUGGUGACGGAUAACAUCAUAACUGUAAGAAGCUCAAGAAAUAAUUUCAAAAUUAAACCAUCGAUGACCACUACUUUAUUUCGUUUUGUAAAAACAAGAGAUAAAAUGCAUAGUAGAACAAAAAAGGAACAAGACAACGAUAUUCUUAAAAAUAAUUUAUAAAAGACAUAAAUUUUUACAAUAACUUAUUAAGGAAAAUUAAAAGACAAUAUGAAAAAGGUGAACCACUUAAAGAUAAGAAUAACAAUAACAAAACAUUAAAGAUAAUACUCAGGAAUCCAUAGAUAAUGUUAAUGUGGGAAAAAGUUGCGAUGAAUAUUCCACAAAAUUUUAUUCAAACGGAGCAAAUAUAUAUGUAAUUGUUCAAAUACGACAACCUCAAGUUCCUUCGCAUUGGUUGAUGUGACUGUUGAAGAAACAUCAACAAUUAUCACCAAUUUAAAAGCUGACUGCGCGUCAGGCUAUGGCAUCAUUCUUCGGGACAGUGUAAAAAUGAUAGCACCUCUUCUAACAGAUUUAAUAAAUUGUAGUCUAAAUAUGGCACUUUUUCUUUGAGCGUGUCAUAAAUAACAGACUUAUUAAAUACAUCGAAAAGAAUAAACUGUUAGCGGAAAAGCAGUUGGUUUAGAGGAAAAGUCAACUGAAGAGGCAGUUCAUAAGCUUGUUUAGGGCUUAGAGGAGAAAUUCGAGAAAAAUAUAAAAUGCCUUAUCAUGUUCCCGCACCUCAAAAAGGCAUUUGAUACAGUUUCUAUAUGUAUCCUAUUGAACAAACUAAGUGAUAAAAUAGGAAAACACUUAAGUAAAGAACAUAGUCCGACUUUAUUUUUGUGCUACAUAAAUGAUCUUUGCCUGUUAAGGAUUCAAAAUUGUGAAAAUAUCAUAUGCCGAUUAUACUGCCCAUUUUUUGCAGAUACAUGUGACGAAAUUUUUAU